This is a messenger RNA of Acanthopagrus latus (yellowfin seabream), 2849 nucleotides long. RefSeq lists its product as uncharacterized. Gene Ontology annotation, cellular component: THO complex part of transcription export complex. The transcript has 16 exons. The record is from RefSeq and is a predicted model, not a curated record. Gene Ontology annotation, molecular function: protein binding. NCBI's taxonomy places the organism in Eukaryota, Metazoa, Chordata, Actinopteri, Spariformes, Sparidae. Bases 1 to 1542 code for a protein of 513 amino acids. Gene Ontology annotation, biological process: regulation of DNA-templated transcription elongation; mRNA export from nucleus; signal transduction.
AUGGCGAGCUGCGGAGCUGCUUCUCAUCUGGAGGACGGAGACGGAGAUAUCCCUGCGCCUGAAAACAAAGACAACACGGGAACAUCCACUGAGGACAGCUCAGAGGACGAGGACGAGGAGGAGGAGGAUGAAGAGGAGGCUGAGGAUUCUGAAGGCAGCGCUGAUAAGUUUGGAGGAGAGGAAGACAACGAAGAGGCCGAGGCCGAGGAGUUUAAAAACGAGUCAGUCGCUAGACCUGAAGCAGAGGUUUCAAAUGGGAAAGAUGAAAGGGCCUUCAAAUUCUGCUGUGAAAAAUGUAAAGCUGUUCAGCAGAGCCACGGCAAUGAGCUGGUCACACCCAGGAGGAUCUCUAAGGGACGAUUACAGGUGCAGCUGGAAGGAGAGGGCACAUUCGAGUGUUCGGUCACCGGCCUGGUGUUUGAGGCAUCGGAGCGAGUCCUCGUGCGGUACUCAGUCCUGUCCUGGUCCAAGUUUGGCUCGUUCCUCAGGGACUCCUGGAAGUUCGCUGGACCCAUCUUUAACGUGGACACCGUCAACAAGGAUGCGUCCGUGCUCAAGUCCAUCCAGUUCCCUCACUCCGUCUGUCUUGCUGAUCCAGAAAAUGAGAUGACAUUCAGCGUCCUGCACAUAAAGGACAACCGUCCACUCAUCGAGCCGACAGUGGACCACUCAGGUAGCCACGUCAAGUGGAAUGUAACGUCCUUGUCACCCGUGGGUCCCAUAAUUCAGACGAACCAGUCCGUAGAGCACCACGGGGUGGUCCUCGUCUACAAGCAGGCGGGCAGCGACAACAACAACUACAGCUUCCACGUCUACCUGGCCACCAACAGUUCAUCUGACAUCAAGGAUAUUACCAAACAGGUGCGGAGCUACAAGAAUCGCUACAUUAAGAUAGACAAGCCUCCCACGUGUAAACUGGACGAGGGGACGUAUCGCCUCGUGAGCGAGCCGGAGGGAGAGAUCAAACCUGAGGACUUGAAAUUCACCCUUGCAGUGACGAAGAUGAAGGGUUACUUUGAAGCUUUCUUCGAGCAGCCUCCUCCCUUUAAAUUGUCUCUCAUAGAGAUCAACACCGAGGAGACCGUGUGGUCGGCCACCAUCAGAGAAGGUGACUGUGUGGAGAACACAGAGAAGAAGCCGAGGAAAAGGACGAACAGCAGACAGAGGAGCAGCAGCCCCUCAGAAGAGGAGACGGCCUGUAAAAGGCCUCGAUGGCAGGACGAGUCAGACGGAGUGAGAACGGUGAUGACUCGGGACAUGUCAGAGAAGCAGCUGCUGCAGGUGGCCAAGCGGCUCGGGAAGGAGUGGAAGCAGGUGGCCAUCUAUCUGGAGUUGAACUCCAGGGAGCUGGAUGAAAUUCAAGCGGUGGAGAAAGACGUGACCAUGCAGAAGCUGAAGAUGCUGGUGGAGUGGAAGAGCAGAAGGCGGCCGGGGGAGGCCACGGCGUACCACCUGUGGAAGAGUGUGGAGGACCUGGAUGACCUGCCAAAUGAGGUCCAUCAGACUCUACAAGACAUGAUGGACAAUCGAGCAGCUAAGUGAAAGAGAUUUGACUCAAAUUGACUGUUGGGCCUCUGUUGCUCCAGCGUCGAUCUCAGGAAAACAACCAAUCAAGAGUUGACCCAAGGACCAAACAUCAGCUCUUCUGUCCGUCCGUGCUGUGGACAUGAAACUGACCUGUUUCUGAGACUGUUUUUUUUGUUUUGUUUUUUACUGUCGCAUUUCAUGAAAAGAGCCACAGCCUGAACUUUUGAUGGGCAUUUUCCAUUGUCAGUCAUGUAAUUCUGUAAUGACUACAGAGUAGACGAUUUGUACUUAAAGCUCCUGUUACGUAGCUAGAAUCAGGAAAAAAAAAAAGACCAGUAGCGGUAGAGGUCAUUGAGAUAUUUAGUAGCUAAUCAUGUAGCCAGUAAACAAUGCAAGUGUAGGUGCUGCAGUGUUGAAACUGCAAAAAACAAAAAAAAAAAGAAAAGAAAUGGGGGGGGAAAAAAAACCAACCUGUGUAUCUGUUUCACUUUUAAAUGUUAUGUUUGUGGGACUUUUUAUAAAAGAAUUGGGCAUUGCAUCACGUUCACAUGCGUGUGACUGUCCAAAGGACUGAACUAUAUUUUUGUAUUUUCGCACGCUGUCCUGUAAAUAUUUCACUUUUUUUUACAAAUGUUUUCAAACCUGUGAUUUAUUUUUUUAAAUUAUUUUUUAUUUGUUUUUGUUUGUUAUUCAACUUGUAAAACUAAGUUGCAUAAUAAUGUUUAUUUUUUCUAACUUGAAUUAUAAAUCCCUCCUGUGACUGUAACGCACAUCUUGUGUUUGUUAAGGCUAAACGUGUGUAUUACAAGAAGUGUGCACCGUGAAAACAAACAAAUAACAAGCAUUUGGAUUCAGGGCUGAAUUUAAAGAAUAAACCUGUGUGAGUGCAGCUGCAGCCUGGAAACAUUCAUAGAUUAGAUCAGAGUCAUAUUUUCGAGGCUUAUUUCAUAGCUGUAGAGCUCAGAACGCUUAUGGUUUGGAAAACAAACCCCUCCGUAAACCGCCUGUAGAAACAUUUCCACACCCAGACAUUAGUCACAGCUGUGUUCCUCUUGUACCUGUUUUCAAGCGACACUGUUUUCAACACUAUCUGGGAAAAGGCUGCAGAAAGCGGGCGAAUCAUGUCAGAUUCUCCAUUAAUGAUAUCAUGCAGUUAUGUUUACAUUCAGAGAACACAGUCGCUUCUUUUAACAAAGGACCACCACAAGUCCAGUCCGUCCUCUUUGCACUUGUGUCUGUCGUGUGUGAGUCCAGCAGAAGAACUGUGGAAUAAAUGUAAAGAUGCAAAUGUGUACCAAAUAAAAAGAGGAAAGCUCUCCUGA